UCAGUGCAUAACUGCCUAGUUGUACAUAGAGUACAUAGUUAAUGAGAGACUGGGUUGCUUAGUCAGUUAGUCAGUGUGUAUGACUUAGGUCCUAAGUCAUUCAGUCAGCAUGCAGAGCAACAUCUACAGGCAGCAGAAUGAGCACUUUGAAGUCUUUACUACUGUCCUCUCCCCACAAGUUCACCGGGGACGAUGCCAAUUCAGACAGGCAGAGGCUGACCAGAUGGUGGUAAAGCGCAGCUACAAGCCCCACUGGCCAGAUGAGCUGGCGCUGACCCGGGGCGAGUUCAUCCUGGUUCUGUGUAAAGAUGAUGAGGCCCGGUGGUUUGGGCGGCUGCAAAACGGACAGCAGGGAUAUUUCCCGGCCUCGCAUGUUGUGGAGCUGAGCCACCAGGACGAUGAGCCAGCUAAAGACGUCCACCGCUUAGCGAGACGGGGUUCAGCUCCGGCCACGUAUGCAGGUGGUACUGGCGCACUCAGGCUGCAGGCCCUCCGCAGAGCCAGCAGAGCAGCGGCAGGAGGGGGGCCUGAGGGGGCCGAGGGGGAGAGAGAGGGCCCCAUCCUGAUACUGAAGUCCCAGAUCUCUCUCCCUAACAGGCUGCCCCAGCCCCUGCCCCAACCCCAGCCACAGGCACACAGCUCCCCAAGCUUCCUCCACAGGAUCCUAUCCAAGCACCGUCGGAGGAGUGAUUGUCAUGGGUCCAGCAACACGGGCUACAUGGCGGACUAAGAUGCUACGAUGGACGGUGGUGUGUGGGGAGAGAAACAGGCACAAGAGGGGAAAGGAGGGAGGAGAGAGGAGGAGAUUGGGUAUAGUGAAAAGUGACUACAUUUUGUGCCCACCCCCAAUGGGGCCAGGUAGGGUUGCCAUAGUUACAUCACUAAUGCUAGUCUAUGACUGAACUGCUGGCUGCAUCAUUGGAGAGCUGGAGUGAGGGUAACUACUUCCCUGCCUCCUCUGUAAAGUGUUUAGGAAAUAUCAAUGGUGAACCGUAUAUACAUUUUCCGGGAUUAAGAUGUGACAUUAAGCAAGCCGUAAAUUGAAGGGUUGAAUAGCGGGAUCAGAUUUAUGACUAUAUUUUAUGAAGCUAACUGUGUUUACUUCAGCCAAAUAAUGUUCCAUGAGUCUACUUGAGCUUUCUGUUCCAUGAGUCUGCCUGAGCUUUCUGUUCCAUGAGUCUGCCUGAGCUUUCUGUUCCAUGUUGUCAUCCAUAUUAGGCUGUAUUCUCUGCAACUACGACGUCCAGAGCAGCACUAAAUCAUUGAUAUAUUUCCUUUUGACUAUAAAUUGUUCAAUUUAAUUUGUGUUAAACCCAACAUCAGCCAAGAAUGUAUUUUUCAUAAAAAAUAAUCAAACCCGUACUUGCGGCUGAUAUCCCUUAAUUCUAGUUAGUAACAUAUUCCACUACAGCACGUACCACGGAAAGACUCUUCCAUUCAACGGAGCUGAAAAAAGCCCUGCGAAGUGAGAGGAUGUGUGAUUGAGGCGUGUUGAAAGGCACUGCCAAAGGAAAUGGCAUCAUUAUUGUGAAGGUUGCCCAGGCAAUGGUAAAACAGCGCUCUCUCUCUGGGCUCCACACAGUCUUCAGUGGUACCUCCCAGCAUGGCCACGACUGGAGUACGCUGUAGAAUGUAUCCUUUGAAAGGGCAACGCUGUAGAAUGUAUCCUUUGAAAGGGCAACGCUGUAGAAUGUAUCCUUUGAAAGGGCAACGCUGUAGAAUGUAUCCUUUGAAAGGGCAACGCUGUAGAAUGUAUCCUUUGAAAGGACUAAAGCUCCAACUCUCUAAUCCUAAUCCUAACCUUGACCUCUAUUAGAUUUAGACACCACAUCCACCAGCCCAGUGAUGUGUCCAUUGAUAAACUUAGAUCAGAUCUAUUCUAACAAGGACCAUAUAUGUGGGAUUAUGGCACUAGCAAGCAGUAAUGCGAACUAUGGGGAAUGCUGGUUAAAAAGGUAAGCGUUUAAAAAAAAAACACCAAACCCAAAAGCCGUUCUGUAAUUUAUGACAAGUUGCAUGGUCAGUCUGAACCUCUGUGUUGUUGAGAUGAAAGCAGAAAUAGUGUCUGAACAGUUUUCCAACAUCUUGGUGUUCCCUCGCACAUCUUCCUGAUUUCUUAGUCUGUGAUAUAGGAUGUUUGAUGCUGGAGUCCUGGCCGCCACAGCCAUCUGCUGAGAAAGGCUUAGCGCCUCUGAGAGAGGAGCAGCUUUCCCCCUCUGACUGGCCUCUCCUCUCUCUACUCUCCUUCAUCCAUUCAAUCAGUGCUUUAAUUAUCUCUAAUCCAGGGUCAAACUCUGCCUCUCUCUAACUCCUGGAAUAAAGCCUUGCUAUGUGGAUUAUUGUGGUUGACAUCCAGUGGGAACAGUGACAGCUACACACAGUGACAGAGGCCCUACUCUCAU
Messenger RNA from Oncorhynchus keta (chum salmon), 2402 nucleotides. RefSeq lists its product as uncharacterized. The record is from RefSeq and is a predicted model, not a curated record. Bases 110 to 730 code for a protein of 206 amino acids. Gene Ontology annotation, molecular function: protein binding. NCBI's taxonomy places the organism in Eukaryota, Metazoa, Chordata, Actinopteri, Salmoniformes, Salmonidae. The transcript has 5 exons.